UUUACGGGAAAUCCAACCGAAAGUUUCUUAUUUCUCAAUUUCUAAAUCUAAAGACAUCAUAACUGGUUGAUAUCAAGUCGUUAUCUACUACUUCUUCACCUCCAAUGAGAGAUUCUGUGGUUUCUUGACUUUCUUCCUUGCUCUGUUCGAGACUAUAUGACCAAAGUCAUCUAUACAUACACCAACGAUACAUUAUAUGGAUUAAAUAUUAUAAGAAAAUGGUUGUUCUGUGGGAAACAUAAGCUUCAACUAAACCAUUUCUCUGCUUCUUCUUGGUCGCUUUACCUUCAAGUUUCCCCGCUCUGUCUUCAUAUAUAUAUCAAAGAGCUAGUACUACAUUUUUUUUAUUACAGCCACAUACUUAAACAUUUAACUCUUAUCUUUCUUUUUACUUCUGUCUCUAUGUUUUUUUUUUAAUCUUGAUGUGGUCUCUCUCUCUCUCUCUCUUGGGUUUAUAUCACAGUUAGAAUAGAGAGAAAGCAAUAGUUGAAGAGAGAGAGAGAGAGAAAGGUUUCUUGGAGCAUGGGAUCCCUGAGACCCCUGAAAUGGUUGUAGCCCUUAUGCAAAAGGCAACAAUAGUUGUAGGAGGACACUCACUUAAUGCUAUCACAAUUGAACACUUCAUCUUGAGACUUCCAUAUCACUUAAAGUUUAAUUGUCCCAAAACUGCAACAUAUGAAGAGAUGAAAGCUCAUAGCACAUUUGGAUUGGAAUGGUCAGAACCUUUGGUCACUUUUUCUCUCUCCUGUGGAAGCUGGUCUUCUCCUGCUGUAAGGGUUUAUACAGCAGCAAGUGUAGAAAAAGAGCUAGAAGCUGCAAAGAGGGAUUAUCUUCAAGCAUCUGUAUGGAUUUCAAAGAAGAACAAACUAAUGAUUCCAAAGGUAUUAGAUUGGUAUUUGCUUGAUUUUGCAAAAGAUGUGGAAUCUUUGUUAGAUUGGGUUUGCCUUCAGUUGCCUGAUAAACUCAGAGAAGAAGCUCUGAAGUGUGUGGAAAGAAAGAACAAAGAAUCACUCAUGGAGUUGGUUCAAGUAGUACCAUAUGACUUCAGUUUCAGGUUGCUUUUGCAUCAAUGAAAAAAAGGUUUGAUGAUUUGUAAUGAUAAUAAUGUUUCAAAAAUGUGGAAGUGGAACCUUGUAUAGAUCUGAGUUGGGUAGUGUAAAUUAGAGCAAAAGUUAAAAUUUGUUAUUGGUUGGCUGAGACCUGAGAGUAGAUAUAUAGUCAUAUGUUUGUGUUCUUUACGAUAAACUAUAGAGUGAUAGCAAUUUAUUCAAUUGAUUUUAUCUA
Brassica oleracea var. oleracea is the source of this 1284-nucleotide messenger RNA. RefSeq lists its product as uncharacterized. NCBI's taxonomy places the organism in Eukaryota, Viridiplantae, Streptophyta, Magnoliopsida, Brassicales, Brassicaceae. The record is from RefSeq and is a predicted model, not a curated record. The transcript is spliced from 5 exons. The coding region runs from base 546 to 1073 and encodes 175 amino acids.